CCCAUUGGCGCUGGCAUUCACAUCCGGGUCUUUCCCUGCCUGUUGCUGCCCUCCCCCUGCAAGAUGGCGGAGCUGAACCGGCAGUUACAGGAGUACCUGGCUCAGUCUAAGAAUGGCAGCGGCCCCGGCCCCGGCCCAGCGGCCCCGAGCUCCUCGCGGCCGACGCCAGAUGCAGCCGACGCCGGAGGGAGGACGUGGCUUGGCCGGCUGAGCCCCUUCUCAGGCCGUUCCUCCUCUUCCUCGUGCCCGGCGGCCGGCUCGUGGCCCUGGGCGGCCGAGCCGGACCCCUGGCUGCCGGGGCUGUCGCGCUGGCAGCGGCUGGUGGGGAGCGCGCUGUGCCUGUUGCUGGCCGCGCUCUGCUUCGGCCUGGCCGCGCUCUACGCGCCGCUGCUGCUGCUCCGCGCCCGCAAGUUCGCGCUGCUCUGGUCGCUGGGCUCGGCCUUUGCGCUGGGCGCCGCCGGCUUCCUGCGGGGGCCGAGCCGCCUCCUGCGGGAGCCCAGCCGCGGCACCGUGCUCUACCUCAGCGCCCUGGCCGGCACCCUGUACGCCGCGCUCGGCCUGCGCAGCACCCUGCUCACCGCGCUCGGAGCCGCCGCCCAGCUCGCCGCCAUCGCCGGCUGCCUGCUCGCCCUGCUGCCCGGGGGCCCUACCGGCCUGCGCUACCUCGGCGGCCUCCUGGGCGGCUUCGUGCGCCGCCGCGUCUCCAAAACCCUGCCCGUGUGAGGGCGCGGGACGGCGUGCGCCGAGCAGACCCGGAUGGGGGCUGAGAACAGCGGUCCCCACCCCACCCCCAGGACGGAUCUUUGCUGCUGUCCCAUGAGGCCGAUCCCCCAUCCCUGCCGGGCGGACGCGGAGGACACGGCUCUCUGUCUGAGCAACCGCCUUUCUGAAUACAGGGCCACAGGCCAUCAGCAUCACGGCCCUCUAGUGCGGCUCGCACGGCUGCCUCCGCGGGGUAUGCGGCUCGGAGGCCGCAGCGGGGCGUGGGUUUCCUGCUGCUCGGGGGUAGGGGGUGACUGAGCGACAAAGCCAGUGCGGGUUUCCCCCCUUCCCACGGUCCUAUUGAAGGCAAGUUCUUCCUGCACAACCGGUGCGCUGUGAUGAGGCACUUGGGAGCUGCGCUCUGUUCGUGCGCCUCCUGGGGACGGGGACCUGUACAAAGACACUUGGCUCGGCUGUAAGUCGGCAGAAGUUACUUGGGAAAGUUCAGGAAAAACUAAUCAAACUUGACAGUUAAUGUGGACAACAGGAGCAAAACCGACCAAAGGAGGGAAGAGUUUUGCUUCUCCAAGGACCAGUGUUGAUGGAGCUGUGGAACAUUUUCUUCUCCCUACCUUUGAACAGUGCAACUAAAAUCUUAAAGCUGCAUCUAUGACUAUACAUUGUUGUUCUUUUACCGUAUUCACGUGUAACAUUUUUGUGUGCCAUCAUUCCCAGUCCUAUCUCAGUAUAUGCUUUGCCUGAUCAGUGCAAAAUGAGCUUUGUAGUAAUAUCCUGGAGUCUGUGUCCUGUUCUGGGUGGUAGAUGACAGGAUUACCAGAUUCCUAUAUCAAGUGUAGGAUCACAUGGCUGAUACUUACUUACUUUGAAGUGGCCUGUAAGAAUACAGAGCCAAGCAUAUUGUUGAUACUAAACUCUACCCAUAGUAUAAUGCUUUGUUGUACUCCUGAGCCUUGCAGGAUUCACUCCAGCUUGAGAUGUGCUGAUACCAGGUGCCUCAUAGGAAAAUCUGUUUAUAGAUAUCCAUGAAACUUCAAAAAAAAGUUGGGUGUAUAUAGAGAGCUCCUGUUUUUGGAGUUUGUUUUUGGAUGUUUAUUUUUAACAAUUUUGAGUUCUAGGUAGAUGUCCAAAAAUUUGAGGUGGGGGUUGGACCAAAAGUUGGUCCUUCUUUGUAUACUGUAAUGAGUAAUCUCUUUAUUUUUCUUAGUGUGCUUUAAUGUAAUACUAUUUCAGAUAGUGCUACUUAAAGUGCACUAAGGAACCUUUUAUGCACCCUAGCAGGGUCUGUGUGGACCUAUUAAUACACAACAUAUGUACUUUAGAAAUCACACACCCGUAGUCUGCAUUACUGCUGUGUUGAUCAGCCCUUAGACACAAGUUAACCAUAUCCAGUAUUGAUUGGAUAAAUACUGUUUCUCUUUUUGGAGCAGGGGUUUUAUUGGUUAAAACCUAAAAUCAGCUCUAGAUACAUAUUACGAGAGAUGUUGUUUCAUGACAUCUUUAUAUCAGAUUACAAUUGUAAAGAGUCAAAAAUGUAGUGAUCAGCUGUAAUUGCAACCAUCUUUGAUUGGCUUAUAGGGUAGUCCAGUGAAUGUUGACAUACCCAUUCCAUUUAACUGUCUUUUAAAAAAAAAAAAUAAAUAAACCAUCCCUGACCUUCACUGUAUUGAAAACAACAUGAGCAUUGGCCUGCUAAACCCAGGAUUGUGAGUUCAAUCCUUGAGGGGGCUAUUUAGGGAUCUGGGGCAAAAAUCUGUCUGAGGAUUGGUCCUGCUUUGAGCAGAGGGUUGGACAAGAUGACCUCGUGAGGUUCCUUCCAACCCUGAUAUUCUAUGAACAUUCUUUAACAAGCACCAUUCAUAGAGGUGAUGGAUCACAAAGUCAUAUCCUUGGACAAGCAGGGGCAUACCUCUUUUACGUAGGGAAUCACAAAAAAAGUGAAAGCCUAUCAUAGAGACCAUUUAGUUCUUUGCAGUAAUACUGCCAGAAUGGUGCUACAGAAGCUUUUGCCUCCAGAGCUGCAGAGUCAGUUCCUGAAGUCCUUGUCCAUUGGUUCUAGGAGUCGGGCAGGCACUGCUUAUUUAGCAGUGAUGCUUGUAGCCUGACCUUGAGAAAUAGAUGGGCUAGUAGAGGCUGGGCAUAUUGCAAAAAAACAUACCUGAGUAUUCUUAUAAGAUACUCUCUUCUUAAGUAGCAUCUGAAUCUACUCAUUUAAUAUUUGCACAGAACUACAGUAAACAAAUGCUUAACUUUAUAAAUUGUACAUCUAUUUUAAUAAAAUAUUUUUAUACUAAAGUGUUAAUCUAGA
This is a messenger RNA of Malaclemys terrapin pileata, 3028 nucleotides long. It is a transcript of the gene SFT2D3, whose product is annotated as SFT2 domain containing 3. Lineage: Eukaryota; Metazoa; Chordata; Testudines; Emydidae. The record is from RefSeq and is a predicted model, not a curated record. Gene Ontology annotation, biological process: vesicle-mediated transport. Gene Ontology annotation, cellular component: membrane. The transcript has a single exon. Bases 64 to 723 code for a protein of 219 amino acids.